GCAUGCGUGAGUAAAACAUAAAACAUCACGAAUUAUCAGCUGAUAAGUAAAUAAUAAUGAAUACUUUUAUUUAUGUUUACAUUUGACAUUUGACAGAAGAAGAAUAAGGAAUUUCAUGUGUCAGUAGUUGUUUAAACAAAUUCAUUACACGAUGAUUGUGACUUUUGUUCAUUAUAAUGGGAGUUUCUUAAAAGUUUUUCAGUAUAAUUAAAUGUGUGCUGUCUAAAAAUUAUAGUGGGGGAAAACUAGAAAAUAAUCAACAAAAUAAAGUGCCGUUAAGUUUCUUUCGACUGCCACUGUUUUACGACCACGUAUACCUAUUCGGAAAUAGUUUAAAUAAAUCUAUAGAGUUAGACGCGUGCGUGGAGUUAAACACGUAGAAGACUUGGGGAAACUUUUACUUUUUAUCAUCAUCUUUUCUCCUACAAAUAUCCAGUUAAACCAGUGGUGACGAUAUUUUCGUAAGAAGACCACAACUUUCACGUGCACGUCCUGUUGUAAAAGCAGAAUUAUUUCUAAUGGUGUAUAAUCGAUGAUAUUUUAUUUUUUUAACCAGUGUUAUUGUUGCUACAAUGAUUUCUCUUGACAUUAUGUCAAAUUCUGUUUUUAUUCUCCUAUUAUUGUCAACUGUAGCACAAUCUAAUUAUUUCGGGACCAACACCGUCAAAAAUAAUCAGUGUUUUUGUCAGCUUGAAGGAUCCAUCGAUGACUGCAGUUGUGCAGUUGAUACAGUGGAUUAUUUCAAUAAUAUGAAAAUUUAUCCCAGGCUACAAAGUCUUCUUGUCAGGGAUUAUUUUCGAUUCUAUAAAGUCAAUUUAAAGCAAGUAUGUCCUUUUUGGGCAGAUGACAGCAAAUGUGCUAUUUUCCAUUGCCACGUUCAACCUUGUCAAGAUGAGGACAUUCCAGUUGGUUUAAAAGGUGAAAAUCCUCAUAAUGUUCAUUUGAACGAGAGUCCAGUUGAAAAAUAUAAAGCAGAAUCUCAAUUUACAAGUUGUCAACAGACGGCCAGAGAUCAUAAUGCUGAAUUAGGUUAUCUAAAUACAACAAUUAGUUCUGAAAAUUAUAAAGAAUUUGAACGAUGGAAAAAACAUGACAAUGCUCAAGAUAAUUUCUGUAUAAAGGAAGAGAAACCUGGAGAAUACGUUGAUUUGUUACUAAAUCCAGAGAGAUAUACAGGAUAUAAAGGACCGAGUGCACACAGAAUAUGGCGGAGUAUUUAUAUGGAAAAUUGUUUCAGGCCUGAAAAUUCGCCUCAUAUUUUUAUUCAAGCUUCGAAAAUCAAUGGAAUGUGCUUAGAAAAACGAGCAUUUUACAGAACAAUUUCGGGAUUGCAUGCAAGUAUCAAUAUUCACUUGUGUGCAAAGUCAUUAUUGUCAGCUCAAGGAAUAACAGUUGUCUCACCUGGUGGACGUUGGGGACGGAAUUUAAGAGAAUUACAAGAAAGAUUCUCGCCUGAAACAACUGGAGGCGAAGGGCCAAAUUGGCUCAAGAAUUUAUAUUUUCUCUAUUUACUUGAAUUGCGAGCUUUGGCAAAAGCUGCGCCUUAUUUGUACAGUGAAGAAUACUAUACCGGAAGUGAUGGAGAGGAUAAAGACACUAGACUCGCUGUUAAAGACAUUUUGAACGUUGUCGAAUCGUUUCCAAAUCACUUCAAUGAAAGUGUCAUGUUUAAUGGCGGCAUCAAGGCUCAAUUAUUAAAAGAAGAAUUUAGACAACACUUUAUAAAUAUCUCCCGUAUAAUGGAUUGUGUAGGUUGUGAAAAAUGUAAAUUAUGGGGUAAAUUGCAAGUGCAAGGAGUUGGAACGGCGCUCAAGAUUCUUUUCUCAGGAAAAUUCGAUAAAUGGGAACACACUGUGAAUGCUUACAAUAAAAGGCAUUUUUAUUUGGAGAGAAGCGAAAUUGUAGCUCUUUUUAACGGCUUUGGAAGAUUAUCAGAAAGCAUUUAUGAGUUAGAUCAGUUCCGACAAUUGAUGGGAACGAAGUACUGAAUUAGAAUCCAAAGGAAUUAAUAACAUUCUUUUACAGUACCAGUACAUCACAUUAGCUUUAAGUAUAGACUUUUCUAUUCAGAUAUUAACUGUUUUUAUUUUUUACAAUUUGAUACUUUUAUCAGUUUAAUGUAAAGUCGUAAAAAAAAGGAUCUACCAUGAAAUAGUUUUUUUUACUACUGCUACUGCGCUGUCUUUAAAUUCAAAAUUAUUUUGUCUUUAAUGCAGAGGAACUAUUUAAUUUUCAAUAGAUAUACAGAAAUUCAUUGUAUGGUUUAUUUUAUGUUUUUUUAUUUUAUAUUUUUGAAAU
This is a messenger RNA of Leptopilina heterotoma, 2298 nucleotides long. RefSeq names its product ero1-like protein (gene Ero1L). The transcript has 8 exons. Gene Ontology annotation, biological process: protein folding in endoplasmic reticulum. Gene Ontology annotation, molecular function: FAD binding; thiol oxidase activity; protein-disulfide reductase activity. Lineage: Eukaryota; Metazoa; Arthropoda; Insecta; Hymenoptera; Figitidae. The record is from RefSeq and is a predicted model, not a curated record. Gene Ontology annotation, cellular component: endoplasmic reticulum; endoplasmic reticulum membrane. The coding region runs from base 573 to 1988 and encodes 471 amino acids.